Molecule: messenger RNA, 279 nt
Organism: Lactuca virosa
Lineage: Eukaryota; Viridiplantae; Streptophyta; Magnoliopsida; Asterales; Asteraceae
Source: the annotation of a GenBank genome assembly
AUGAAUCACGCUAACCUCUACGCACUCUCGUUCUCUUCAUCCCGCCUCUCCCUGCCUUUCAUUCCACUUCCGACAAUGGGUACUUCAGCUCGUCCAUCGCCGCCUAGACCAUCGUCGCCUGAGGAACAACUGUCGUCGCAACAGAAGAGUGAGUCAGGAGAAGUGGAAGACGGUGGCGGUUACGAACACGAGACAGAGGCACGAGACAGUGGCGGUCAAGAACAUGUUCAAAUCUCUCAACGAAAGCGGUUGGAGCUGCGCCAACACCGGCCUUCCUAA